Molecule: messenger RNA, 1718 nt
Organism: Cydia pomonella (codling moth)
Lineage: Eukaryota; Metazoa; Arthropoda; Insecta; Lepidoptera; Tortricidae
Product: ubiquitin-conjugating enzyme E2 Q2
Exons: 8
Coding region: 119-1258 (379 amino acids)
Source: RefSeq, a predicted model, not a curated record
UUCCGUCUUCACGUUCCGCCAUUUUGCUCGGUCGCAUAGGGAGUGAACUUAGAUUUUUUCCAUGUAUUGUAACGUGGAUAUUUAUUAUUUAGUGUAAAAUUAGUGUUAGGAGACACUAAUGGCUUGCUUGAACACACUUAAGUUAGAAAUCAAAACAUUAGAACAAGUGUUUCCAAAGAACCAUGAGCGGUUUCAGAUAAUGUCAGCUAGUGUCGACGAACUGACCUGCAGAUUCGUUGGCAGAAAUGGAAAGAAAUAUGAGAUACACGCUAACAUUACAGAGACAUACCCCAACACACCACCAGUGUGGUUCGCAGACAGUGAAGAUCUCAUUGUGACAAAUGCAGUGCAGAUCCUCAGCAAUACGCAAGGAAGAGACAAUCAUGUCAUAAAUCAGGUUGGGAUAUUGUUAAGAGAGCUAUGCAAGUUACACGGCGUACCAGAGCCUCCAGAUCUGGACUCCCUCACUAUACCUAUGCACCCUUUCCCCCAGCAGAGGUUGCCGAGUGUGACGUCCAAUGGUGCCGAAUCAGGCACAGAGGAAGACGAGGAAAUGGCAGCAGAAGAUGAUGAAUCAGAAGGAGAAGAUGACUUGCCACUAGAGAUGGUUGAAGAUGCGGGACGAAGCAACAAAGAUGAUAUGGAAACGGAACACUUAGCGACACUAGAGAGACUCCGACAGAACCAACGGCAAGACUAUUUGUCCGGCAGUGUCUCGGGCAGCCUACAAGCCACAGACCGUCUCAUGAAAGAGUUGCGGGACAUAUAUCGCUCACAUUCCUUCAAGAGCAAUAUGUAUUCCAUUGAGCUCGUGAACGACUCCCUGUACGAGUGGAACAUCCGGCUGCGCUCCGUGGACCCGGACAGCCCGCUGCACAACGACCUGCUGCUGCUGAAAGAGAAGGAGGGCAAGGACUCCAUCCUGCUCAACAUCAUGUUCAAGGAGACGUACCCGUUCGAGCCGCCGUUCGUGCGUGUCGUCUAUCCCAUUAUAUCUGGAGGCUACGUGCUGGUCGGCGGCGCGAUAUGCAUGGAGCUGCUGACGAAGCAGGGCUGGUCGUCGGCGUACACGGUGGAGGCGGUGAUCAUGCAGAUCGCGGCCACGCUGGUGAAGGGCAAGGCGCGCAUCCAGUUCGGCGCCACCAAGGUCGUGUCGCAGACGCAGUACUCGCUGGCGCGCGCGCAGCAGAGCUUCAAGUGCCUAGUGCAGAUACACGAGAAGAACGGCUGGUUCACACCGCCCAAGGAGGAUGGGUAAUGCUGGCUCUCGCUGCCAUCCUUAGACUAUCGUGCAACAAACACUAACGCCCUCAACAACAAAGGACGCCUACAAAUUUGAAGUGAAUCGACGAGAUAGCGUGAUGAUAGUUUAAAUUUAAUUCGAAUGUUUCCAAUGAGUAAGUUACUCGCCGGUCCCGUGUAUUGUGUUUCGUAUGACUGAGCUGAACUGACGUUUCGAGAGAUUAUCUCAAGUAUUGUACAUGUCCUUAAUCGAUAUAUGUUAAGUGCUAUUAAUGUUCUGAGUGCGGCGGGCGUUGACGAGAGACAAUUAUAAGACUUAUAGGAAAUGUUUAAUGUGUAACGUUUUUUGUAAUCAUUCAUUUCUCAUCAAAAAGUUAUCCAUAUGGUUAGCCCUAGACGUUACAGGAGUGUAAAGUUAAGAAAUUCUUUGCAUUUCUUUUUUAGUUACUGAAAUAAAAACCUGUGAUUCUUAUAAA